GCAUCGGGUCGACCUGGACGAGGCAGCGAAGUACAUUUCGGCGCCGCUGAUUAAGUGCUUGGUUGGUCGUAGGUGGGAGGUCGCUGCCCUCUCGCGGUGGACAGGUGUUAUGCGGUGUCUGAAGCGGGUUGUGUUGGGGGCAAUGUUUAACAACGUGCUGCCAUCAACUCUAUCAGCGCUGUCUUCCAACAUGGGCAUCACUGACGCGAAGCUGGAGAAAGAAAAGAAUGAUAGCAUGGCCAGGAUUGCCAGAGGCGAAGAUGCGAACACCUUCGCCCUCACCAGCAUGACCAGGGUUAUGAAAGUUUCCAAGUAUUUCAGGGACGCAACGAGCAGAUGGCAGAUUGGCGCACUACUGAUUGGAUGCGCUCAGAUCGAGAAGCUCCAUUGGCAAGUGCUUGGCAGCACCGCAGAGAACAGGCGCAAGGCGAACCUGACCGACCUGGUCGACCCGCAGGUGAGCAUCACCGGUCAGUCCCAAGCCCAGCUGCUACGAUUGCUGCAGGAGUGGAACUUGUCAGACGCGAGUCCAUGGCGGCUGCUCGCGUUCCUUGGUUUGCAGGAUCUUCGUGCCGCAGAUGUCCGAGCUUACUCGAGGAGCCUGGUGCUAUCGGUCAGUUGCAGUCUGUUCCAGCGUCUAGAGGCCCUCGUGGGAGCGACCACCGCGUUGACGCCGAAUGUUCGGCAUGCUACCUGGCCCUACAAGCUGCAGUGGCUCAUAUCUCCGAACGUUUCUGAUGGAGACAGGGCGGGCGCUAUCCAGGAGUUCCUCGAUGCGAAUGACUGCUGCAUCGGGCCUUUUGGGCGCACGUUCAGGCGUCGCUUCCCCUCGCGCAGCGCGCUGCUCAGCCGCGAGGCUGCGGCGGCGAUAUUGUUCUGGCAGAGGGGGCUGUUGUUCACGACGGCCCCCGCCGAGUGCGAGCACAAGGCGAUGAAGGGGGAGAUGGCGACCAGCACCACGGGGUUGGCGCAUGGCCCAGUUGUUUGGCGGGCAGUGUGUCGGCACUUGGGGAAGGCCCACGAGAUCAGGGGCGGGACGUCGUGCUCGUUGCCGCUCCGACGCUCUGUUCCAGAGGCGCAGGCCGUGCUCGGCCAAGAGAGGGGCAUGCCCAUCUGCGACUGCGCGGGUCCGCGCGCCGAUCCCCUUCAGCUGGAUGACCGCCCUGCAGAUGCGGCGGGGGACGGCGAUUCGGCCGACGAUGGCGACCAGCGCGACGGCGUCGACUUGGAGGAGCUAGUCAAGGGCGGCAACCCGAAGAUGGCCUACUCGAACCGCCAAGUCCGCUUGAGGAGGGGGUUCCUCAAUCGACCAAUGACGAGAGACGAGGUCACGGCUGAGCAUUUAAGAAACGGCAAGGAGUACGACGAUGACCCGUCCAUAGGUGCGCGGUGGACUGCGCUCUUCGCCGCGCGGCAGCGGCAACGCAAGCGACUGUCCCAGGCGCCAUCGGGGCUCCCAUCAUCGGCGACGCCAGAGGAGAUGCCCAGGCAGCCAGUGUGGCCAGAAAGCUUACAUGAUGGCGACGCCGUCGAGGACGCCCCUAUCGCCUCCACAGUGCUCGCGAAUUACCAUAGCUCACUCAGCGUGGAUGGCAUCGAGAAGCUAGCAACCGACGCGAAGCCGUUCACUGUGCAGGAGGAUGGCUUACAAGAGCACGUCGCAUCACAGGAGACGCUGUGGGGCUGCGGCGGCGAGUGGCACAACGUUUGCACCAAGCUGCUGGCGCAGCGCCGCUUGUUGCGCAAGUUCGACGUCGCCAAGGCUUCUGUAGAAGCGCUGGUCGAUUCCAUAGACAAGGGUACCAUCAAGACCAAGGAUUGCUUGUUCCACUUCUCCUCGAAGCGGGUGGUCGGCGACGGCAGGAUUCUGCACGCGUGGGCCACCAUCAAAUGUCCGAUGUACAGCCCGAAGGUUCAGUGCUUCGUCAGGUGCCGCCCAGUUUCGGUGGUGGAUGCUGAUGUCGUGGAGGGUGGAUUUGCGACUCGGGCCCCUGCAGCGUACCCGUACAAGCUGAAGAUCCUGCAGUCCAAGAGCCGCCUCUGUUCGCAGUCGGUGGUGAACCCCUUCGUCGUCGUGGACAAGGAGACGUCAUAUGAAUUCGUGAGGAGGCUGCUCUGUCGGACGUCGUGGCGACUUGCGCGAGUAAACUACGACGAGGCAGUGGGCGACGACCUGCUGCACGUCGUGGUCACGGGCCAGGGGGCAGCGACCGACCUGGCUCCGAAAGAGGGCAAGCGCGUCGCGUCGGCAGACGCGGUCGUGGACCUCAAGCUUGCCCCGACUGGCUCGGCGAUUCUGAGCGGCAUCAUGUCCGCGGGAGGAGCAGGGGCGGGCGCAGCGGCGGCAGCCAGCCCGCCCGCCAUCCUCGAUGGAGGGGGGCACGCUGACGGCGGCUUGGGGGACGGUCUCGACCAGCUGAUGGCCGACUACCUGGAUGAGCACUUGCACGGGGAUGUCGCGGGGGCCAUGGAGUUUAUCGAUGAUAACCUUGCUGACCCAGAAUGCCCAGGGCGCCGCGACGCAUUGGUCGUCGCAGCCGCCGACGCUGCUGCUGUACUCGGGGGCGCGCCCUUGCCUGUGGCGCCGCUGGCCGCCGAGCCAGGUGGCGCGGGCGCUGCGCCUUGCCACAUGGACGUGCUGGGGGUGGUGACGGGGCUGGCGCCGCCUCACAGUGGAGUCCCAACUUGUGGCUUCGUCGGUUACAGAGGCGACCGCACCAACAUCUUUGCUAACUGCCACUUGCACCCGAAGUGCAGCGUCAGCGCUGGCAUCAUGAGGCACCACGUGCCGAUGGAGUACAUGGCGGAGUGGCUGAUGCUCGGCGAGGUGGUGGACAGGGAUCUCCCCAUGGAGGAGCGGAUGGCCGCGGGCGCCCGCCACCGAGCGCUUUGGGUCAGGCCGUACUGA
This is a messenger RNA of Prorocentrum cordatum, 2908 nucleotides long. The record is from the annotation of a GenBank genome assembly. Lineage: Eukaryota; Dinophyceae; Prorocentrales; Prorocentraceae.